AUGCACAUUGCAUUCCUUGCCUCGAGCCUGCUGAUUUUCGCACGGGACUGUAUUAAUGCGAUCGCCAGCUUCACCUUGAUUGAUACUGGAACAAUUCCCAACCGACUUUACACUAUAGGAUUAGAUGAUCUGUCAUCCGCUAUUGGCCCGUUUAAUAUUCGGGCAAAUGUUGUGGACGACAUCUGUACUGAGAGUGCUAGUAUCCGUCUUGAAGGUGGGCAAGAAAUAUCCCUCCUGGAAUUUACACCAUUAAGGCUACUCCCUCAGCUGGACCAGCAUGCUCUCACGAAAGCGAGGGAGACGAAUUGGCAGGGAACCAUUACAGAGCCCCAAGACUGUGUUAAUGUGAUCGCCAACUUCACCUUGAUUGAUACUGGAACAAUUCCCAACCGACUUUACACUAUAGGAUUAGAUGAUCUGUCAUCCGCUAUUGGCCCGUUUAAUAUUCGGGCAAAUGUUGUGGACGAUAUCUGUACUGAGAGUGCUAGUAUCCGUCUUGAAGGUUGUCCGUUCCCAAAUCGCUGCGAGAGCAAUCUUCCUUUCACAGCAUUUGGAGACCCAUCUUUAAUGGACCUAGAAGAUUCAGUCGCCAACUACUGCAACAGGGCAAGAAAUAUCCCUCCUGGAAUUUACACCAUUAAGGAUACUCCCUCAGCGGGACCAGCAUGCUCUCACGAAAGCAAGGGAGAGGAAUUGGCUGUGUCGUUUGUGAUCCAAGAGCCAGAGCGCCCUACUGCCAAGCCUUCUGCCCAUCCAUCCAAGAGUGUUUCAAGCUGGAGCCAGGUUGGUAUUGAUAUUGAUGGUGAAAAUGCUGAUGACAAUUUUGGAGGAUCUGUUACCUUGUCAGCUGAUGGUACAAUAGUAGCAAUUGGGGCUUCAAGCAAUAAUGGAUCCGGAACUGGAGCUGGUCAUGUGCGGGUGUACAAAAGGACUGGGACAGUAUGGAAUCAAAUUUUUGGGGAUGACAUUGACGGCGAAGAUGUGGACGACGCUUCCGGAAAUGCUGUAGCCCUGACCGCAGACGGCAAUGUGGUGGCAAUUGGGGCUCUGAAUAAUAAUGGAUCCGGGUUUGAAGCUGGCCAUGUGAGAAUCUUCAUAUGGAAUGGUGACAUGUGGAAACAGCUUGGCCUCGACAUUGAUGGAGCAAGAUCUGGAGACACGUUUGGUUGGGAACUCGCACUUUCUUCUGAUGGGAAAACAGUAGCCGUUGGGGCACCAUUCUCAGGUUCUGCUAUAACUGGCUAUGUGCAGGUAUAUAAUUGGAAUGGAUCCGUCUGGCAGCAGCUUGGCCAAAGCAUUUUGGGUGAAAAUGAUUUCGAUUUUUCUGGAAGCUCUGUUGCCCUGUCUGGAGAUGGAAUGAUUUUGGCAAUAGGGUCUCCAAACAAUGAUGGCUCUGGUACAAAUAACUUUGUUGGGCAUGUGCGAGUAUUCAAGUGGAAUGGGUCCCUUUGGAGCCAAGUUGGUGUUGACAUUGAUGGCGAAGAUAUUGACGAUGUUUCUGGAAGUUCUGUUUCCCUGUCUGCGAAUGGUAAAAUAGUGGCAAUUGGAGCUCGUGACAAUAGUGGAUCCGGAACUAAUGCUGGUCAUGUGCGAGGAUACCGGUGGAACGGGACAAGCUGGAAACAGAUUGGACUUGACAUUGAUGGCGAAAAUCCUGGCGAUAAAUCCGGUCAGCAAGUCUUGCUAUCCAUGGAUGGCAUGACGGUGGCAAUUGGGGCCAUAAGAAAUGAUGAAGCUGGAAUAAAUGCAGGCCAUGUUAGAGUGUUUAAGUGGGACGGGGUAAAUUGGAUGCAGGUUGGCUUGGACAUAGAUGGCAAUGGCCCUGGCGAAUUUACUGGUGCCUCCCUUGGACUUUCAUCUGAUGGGAAGACUGUGGCAAUUGGUGCUCCGAGGGCUGGAAUUGGCGGUCAAGUGCGAGUUUACAGCAUUGAUGGCUAG
Phaeodactylum tricornutum CCAP 1055/1 is the source of this 1938-nucleotide messenger RNA. RefSeq lists its product with no specific name. The record is from RefSeq and is a predicted model, not a curated record. The transcript has 3 exons. The coding region runs from base 1 to 1938 and encodes 645 amino acids. NCBI's taxonomy places the organism in Eukaryota, Bacillariophyta, Bacillariophyceae, Surirellales, Neidiaceae.